UUACAGAGUAACUGGGUCACGUGAGAUGCUCCUCUAAGAGUGCUGUGACGCCGUCGAGCACCGUCAGUGUAGCGGUGUCUGACAGACAGCUUUCACGGGCCAGCAGCUGUCUCGGCUGGAUGAGAGAUCCGGCAGGGGUCGGGGUCGGUCCAAGACGUAUCAGAAGAAUGCUUCUGCAGAGGAGAAGAAGCGGAGUGUCCAGUCACAGCCAGGAGCUGAAGGUAGAUGAGUUAUUGCUUUUGUUCUCCCUCUAGGAGUCGGGGUACAUGUUUCAACUGUGACGGGACUCAGAGGUGGAGCUGAUUUUUUAUUUUAUUUUUUUAUAAUUCUAUUUUCAUCCAUCGCGUUUCACUGCGAAUACACUGCACAGCAGCCGGGCUCAGCAUCGUGGAGCAGCAGCCGCAUACCUGCAGCUCUGCCGCCGCUCUGCGUUUCCUUCCAGCGGUUUGGCUCCAGAUGAAAGUGCGGGGACGCUUUUUCAUUUUUAAAUGACAAGAACGUCUCUGUAGAGGAGGACAAACUUGGAUAAGAUCAAGGAAACAACUGGGAACUGCAUCGUAAAGCAAGAAAUGUGCAUUUGAAAAAAGAAUUAUAUAACGGACCCUGGGAAGAGAAGAGGGGUAAAAGGGAGUCGCACCAGGAGGAGAACAAAAAAAUAAAAAAUAAAAAUAAAAACAUUCCCCGCAGGUUACUUGAGGUUCUGCUGGCAUGAGGAGCAGGAGGGUCGUUUCCACAUCUAAGGUGACUGUGCAAUUAGCGAAAAGGGAGGCGGAGGACGGAGGGCACAACUGAAGUCCCGGUCAGAAGAGGCGGUGAUGGCGGGUGAGAGUACCGGGGUUCAGUUCACCCGUGCGCCGACCGCAGCCCUGUCAGCAGCCGCAGCAUGAGGUGGAGGAGAGUCCUUGUCCACCUAAGAUAAAGAACCCCAUGAUGCACUGCCUGGCUUAAGGGUGCAACAAGAGUAAGGGAGAAAAAGUUGGAAGAGGGAGCAGACACAGAGGAGGUGACCCUUAUUAUAACCUGAAGAAGACAAGACCCAGUACGUGACCCUGUUUGUCUGAAGUGCCAAAGAAGACAAGGAGAAGCGUCGCUGGUGAAAGAAUAGCCGCCUUCCUCUUUCCACCAGGAGCCCUUUCAACCUUGCUUCAAGCUACACUUAGGGGCUCAACUGUUCCCUUGACUCCACCAGGAGCCUCGCUCCAACCCAUCUGCCAGCUCAGAUAACCUUCUGAUUGUUGGCAACCACAUGUUUGAGGUGACUGCAUGUGACCACCACCGCCCAUUCUCGAGAAGGAGCAGUGUCUCGCAACCCCAAUCUGCAUCAUGCAGUGGAGACGUCGGCACUUGUGUUCCAUCAAGAUGACCUGGACCAUCAAACGUUCCCUGUUUCGGACACAUGUGGCUGGUCUGCUCUCCCUGGCUCUUCUCUUUACAGUCUUUCUGUUUUUCAGCCACCAGGAAUGGCUGCCAGGGCGCAGUGGGCCUCGUGACUACCCGCUGGCUUACACCAUCAGGGGUCUCCGGGCUCCCAAGGGAGAGGCCAACCAGAGCAGCUCCCUGAGGAGCCUGUGGAAGGAGACAGGGUAUGGCGCGCCAAAGCCUCUUCUCAACCUCAGCUCUCAACAGACAGAGGGAACAGCAGCUGAGCCAGGAGGAGGAGGAGGAGCUGGAGGAGGAUCCAGGACGGCCAUCGUGGGGCUUGGGGACUCCAUGAGCUCUAACAACAGUUUACAGAAGGAGAUGGAUGUUGGGGAGAAGCUUAGUGCUCAGCCCUACCGCUACAUCCUGAAUGAGCCUUUCAAGUGCAGGGACAGUACGCCCUUCCUCAUCCUCCUCAUUGCUGCUGAGCCUAGACAGGCCGAUGCACGCAACGCAAUCCGGCAGACGUGGGGAAAUGAGAGUGUAGCAGGAGGCCUGGGAUUCGUCCGACUUUUUCUUCUUGGCACAGGAAAGAGUUCAGAUGCCUUCCUUCAAAGUAGCAUUGAAGAAGAGAGCCGUGUUUACCAUGAUAUCAUUCAACAGGACUAUCGGGACACCUACUACAACCUAACCACCAAAACCUUGAUGGGCAUGAACUGGGUAGCCACCUACUGCCCACUCGUCUCCUAUGUGAUGAAGACGGACAGUGACAUGUUCAUCAAUACAGAGUAUCUCAUCCAAAAGCUGCUAAAACCCGAAUUGCCCCCCAAACAGAAGUAUUUUACAGGCUAUCUAAUGAGGGGCUAUGCACCAAACCGAAACAAGGACAGUAAGUGGUACAUGCCACCAGAGCUUUAUCCAAGCGAGCGCUACCCAAUAUUUUGCUCAGGCACGGGGUACGUGUUCUCAGGGGACAUGGCCGAGUUGAUCUAUCAGGCCUCGCUAAGCAUACGCAGGCUGCAUCUGGAGGACGUGUAUGUAGGGAUCUGCCUGGCAAAGUUACGCAUUGACCCUGCACCCCCUCCCAAUGAGUUCCUCUUCAACCAUUGGCGCGUCUCUUAUUCCAGUUGCAAGUACAGCCACCUGAUCACAUCCCAUCAGUUUCAGCCCAAUGAACUCAUCAAGUACUGGAACCAUUUGCAGACCAACAAGCACAAUGCCUGUGUCAAUUCGGCCAAGGAGAAGAACGGCAGACACAGACAUCGAAAGCUCCAUGGGGAGAGGCUUCCAUGAUGAAUCCUGUGACAACAGCUCACUUAAGGAAGUAAAGGAUCUUGUGCAAAGAAGGGAACGUUGAACUCGGCACUAUAUUUAAAAAAUUAUAAAAGCACAUUGUUUUUGGUAUUGUGUACAGUUUAUGAACCAACCUAUUUUUUUAUUUUUGAAAGAGUUAUUGUAAAUCUAUGGAGCUAUUUCCGAAAGGAAGAAUAGGGGACAUGAAUAUGCGAUGCACAAAGAAAGCUGCAGCUCAAAAGUGGGGUUUUGGAUAAUUCAGGUGCCAACAGUUGGAUGGCAAUUCCUGCUCUUCUCUCAAGGGCAGUGCAGUAUGUCAGUCUAUGAUGUUUAAAGAGAUGGGUUAAAAAAAUAAAACCCACCACUGUGUUUACACAGACAAAGGGAAAUGUACAUUUAUUUUGAAAAGUUACACUACCUAAAUAUGAAUGAAUGAUAUAAAUCUUUUAACACUGACCAGUUAUGCUGCCCUGUUUCUCAGUGUUUACUUUACAGAUCUAUCAAAGUACACUGCUAAGAGUGGUUUUCUUGUCAUCUAAUGUAUUUUAUUUUUCAAGGGAUUCACAUGAAGCACCACAAUCACAUCAGAGAUGACUGAGAUUGUAUUUUCUAAAGCUUUACAUUGAGUACUACUCUGCACUUAAGUAAAUGUGCAAUGACUCAGUUAAAAAAAAAUAAAUGUACUGAAUUCA
This is a messenger RNA of Poecilia latipinna (sailfin molly), 3344 nucleotides long. RefSeq names its product UDP-Gal:betaGlcNAc beta 1,3-galactosyltransferase, polypeptide 2 (gene b3galt2). Gene Ontology annotation, molecular function: N-acetyl-beta-D-glucosaminide beta-(1,3)-galactosyltransferase activity. The transcript has 3 exons. Gene Ontology annotation, cellular component: Golgi membrane. Gene Ontology annotation, biological process: protein O-linked glycosylation. The record is from RefSeq and is a predicted model, not a curated record. NCBI's taxonomy places the organism in Eukaryota, Metazoa, Chordata, Actinopteri, Cyprinodontiformes, Poeciliidae. The coding region runs from base 1324 to 2652 and encodes 442 amino acids.